ACACAAACAUGGCAGCGUUAGUAACGUUUCCCAUUCAAAAUUAAUUUACCAUACAUAUUGGAACGUGUUUGCAUUGAAAGUUUGAAAGUAUGACAGUGAUGUUGACCUUCAAAUGUUGCUACAUUCACUGCUUUUCUACACACACAACUAAUGACGUCACACAUGUGGUAAUUUGGUAAUCAAAACAAAGCAUUUGUUAUGCUGUGGAGGUGGUGAAGACUUUAGGGCUGUUGUGUGUAUAGCCAGGCUUUCUUAAUAGAUUUAAUAAAUCGUCACGAUUUUCUGUGAUUUGCUAUUAUGUGUAUUAUUGGGAACUGGUAAUAAAACGUUGAUGGAUUUUUACUUGCAAAGUAUGGAGUAUCGCGACAGUGAAGAAAUAGAUGGGUUAAAAGCUGAACGCAAGCGUGGUCGGAAGCCAGGCCGGAAAGCGACCGACAAGGUUGACAUGAAAGCAAAGUUGGAGCGAAGUCGCCAGAGCGCGCGUGAGUGCAGGGCUCGCAAGAAGCUGAGGUAUCAGUAUUUGGAGGAGCUGGUGGCUGACAGGGAGAAAGCCGUCUUUGCAUUGCAGAAAGAACUGGAAAAGUACCGAUCGUGGGGCAAAGCGAUGGACGAUGGGCGAAUCCCUGAUGGCCUGCACGAGCUACUCGAAGAGCUGGGCGCCAUAAAAAAGGAGAAAUGAGAUUUUAAGCAAGCAUCCUCGAUGUAACUUGGGUUCAUAUUCCAUAGUCUCUGCAACAAGGAGGGGGGCCCCCGACUGAGUCCGCGAUGGGAACAGGCGCGCGUUGCGGUCAAGUCCAGAGAGCUGAGGAGUGAAGCGUCGAAGGCGACAGAGGCGGUGGUCAGUAGACAUGAAUGUUGCAUCACUUAAAACCACUUCAGUUAAAGCUUUACGACACCAGCGGUCUAGAUGAAUGCACAUUGCUAGUGACGAUUCAAGAAUCGCGCGGGGAGCAUGAGGUGGAAAGUGUGGAUAACUUAUUUAACUUCUACAUAACAGGUACAUCAUUACACCACUACCAUCAGAUUACCAGCUUUGAGCAUCUUUGGCUUCAGUUAGACCUGCCAGAACCCAGAAGUCUCCCAAAGUGUGCCAGGAGAUGGAGAUGGCAUUUGAAUAAGAAUAUUCCCUGACAGAAUAUCAGGAGAAAAACAAAAUCUCAAACUUCAGUGGGAAGUAAAACUUUAGGUGCCCUUAGAUGUCCGCUUUAACAUCUAUUUUCUUUUAACUAUUUCACACGAUGGAUAACUAUCUGAUGUACGGCAUUACAGAUGAAGAAAUUAAUUAAUUUUUAAAUGAAGUUGUAUAUAUGUAGCUAUCAGUAGGUACUGCAAAAUUUUAAGUAAGAUCAAAUAAAUUUACGUUCUUAUCACUGUGACCUUUACUUAGAAAUUCACAACUUAUCUUAAUUUCCUUGCCCCGAUUUUGAGAAAGAUAAGGGGUGGGGGGACGUAUACUGCUGCUUUCUUCUGUUAUGCCACUGCCAGUAAUUGUAGGGACUUGGAACAAGGAUAAUGUGUCUAGUGAGAGGGGUAAUCAAGAUCACCAAAAGAUUAUCAAUCACGUUACUAUUCAUAGCUUAAGAAACGUUAGGUGUUUAUGAUAUAGACUGGCAUUUUUUUUAAAAAUGUAAAUAACUUAAAGUGAAUUAUUGCAUGCCCUAUAGUAUUAGAUUGAAAUUCGGAGAAAAUAUAGUUGCUAAGCAGUAUAUGUGUAUUGUACUUGAAUGUUGCAUAUGUUUGUUUAUGGUCCUCCUCCAAUUCAUCAGUUAUAUUCCUAGUGCCAGAAAAUGCCUGUAGUUUAUGAUGGCAAUGCUUGUAGGAUUUUAUAGUGUAAAAUAUGAUAAAGAUGGUGCAAUUUGUAAGUGUAAGGCAAUGCAAUACCAAGUAACACGUUUUAUAUCUGAGUGAAUUCCUGCAAAGGAUGGUAAUGCGUAAUGUACAGAAGCGUGGACUACCAACAAACUCAUAGGUUUGGCAAAUGGUGUAAAGUGUAGCAUUUCAAAACAUGUUAAGUGAAGACCACUAAGCUAACAAAGACUCAUUUAGCCAUUAGAAACCCAAGUUAUGUAUAACAUCAGGUUCCGUAUUUACAUCCUAUCUAAAAGAAAAUGUCCCUAAGAGCAUAUAAAUGAAAGAAACAAGCAUUAAGCAAUGAAGUGAAUGUGGUGUAUGGAUUUACAUGGUUGACAAAAAUUUGCAAUAUAAAAUCCAGGUUCGUAGUAUAAUUAUUCGAAAGUUGAAUUCAGUUAAGUGAUUGUGAUGCAAUAAGUCAAAACAGUAUUAAGAAUGAAUACUUACUUAACUUCUUACAAAUAGCAUGUAGCAUAAAGUGGUGACAAGUGCUUAAAUAGUGAAACAUUUUUGGAAGUGGUUAUUAAUUGAAACAAAUCACAUAAAUAUGCAUUUACCCACCUUCUGUUGCUGAAGCUAAGCAUUAAUUCACAGUUUUCAAAAGCUGACUAUACUACAAAACAACGUUAUAGAAAUUGCAGGGCAGGUCAACUAAACUGCAAAACCAUGCUGGACAUUAUGCAAAUUUUGUCAUAUUAAUACUGCUUACUUUCACGACAGUGACUUGCUAUUAUACUGGGAUACCUUGGAAAGUCACGCCGCCUAUUAAUAAUAAUUAUAAAAAGAAUUAUAAUUCUGUUAUAAAGUGGAACUUUAAAGGGAACUAUCUAGCACAAUGUUAAGUGGGGAUUUACCAUUGUUACGUACCAUCAAAGUACACACUAGUUCAAACUUAAAACAUAAUAUGCAUGUGCAAAUUUGGGCUAUAGUUUUGAUUGCUAUGUUUUUACCAUAUAACCAUACAUCGAGGAUGUGUUGAAAACUUCAGUGCUUGUGUAGAUAUUAGCUGCUACUUUGUUUCUAUCUGUAGAAUAAUUGCAGAGCAGAUAGCAAUGUAAAAAUGUGUACUAUAACUCUGUGAAUAAACCAACCAGUUUUUGA
This is a messenger RNA of Bacillus rossius redtenbacheri, 2952 nucleotides long. RefSeq names its product REPTOR-binding partner (gene REPTOR-BP). Bases 332 to 679 code for a protein of 115 amino acids. The record is from RefSeq and is a predicted model, not a curated record. Gene Ontology annotation, biological process: regulation of DNA-templated transcription. NCBI's taxonomy places the organism in Eukaryota, Metazoa, Arthropoda, Insecta, Phasmatodea, Bacillidae. The transcript is spliced from 4 exons. Gene Ontology annotation, cellular component: nucleus. Gene Ontology annotation, molecular function: DNA-binding transcription factor activity.